Messenger RNA from Aspergillus caelatus, 325 nucleotides. RefSeq lists its product as uncharacterized. The record is from RefSeq and is a predicted model, not a curated record. The transcript is spliced from 3 exons. Bases 60 to 233 code for a protein of 57 amino acids. Lineage: Eukaryota; Fungi; Ascomycota; Eurotiomycetes; Eurotiales; Aspergillaceae.
AUGGGGCUAUCUCUAAUUCCCCAUGUCUCACCUCGUGGCACACGUUGACAAAGCAGAGUAUGCUCCGGAUGAUAAGAAAUCUAGCUGGCACUCUGGGCAUCUUCUUGUUUUGCUACAUGGCAACACUUGAGUAUGAGGUAUAUUUGGACAGAGUUUGCCAAUCUUUGGGCUAUACGCUAUCUUCACAUGUCACCGCUCUUGGCCUUCUGGAUGUAACCCCGCAAUUUUCAUAGAUGUGAUCUGGGGUACAGAUAGGAUCUGCAAUGUGAGAGUCGUAGUCGGGUCAAGGGCGAAACACAGACGAAAAGCCCGAAGCCCUCCACCG